AAUUAGAAAUAAGUUAGAACCAAAUUUGCAAAUUAAUUUAUCAAUACAAUGAUAAUAAAAAUAGCGAUGGAGAGAGAGAAUGCUAGGUUUCGAGCGAGGAUUCCGAUAGCCAAGAACAAUGGUAGUGGGAUCAAGCGGUGGCUUCUAGGAUAUGGAAACCAGUUUAUGGGACAGUUUACUACUUAUUUCUUCUAUGACUUUCCGGUUGAUCGUUCUGCUAAGGAUUUGUGGUAUGGCUUCUGGUCAUUUGAGAAAGUAGCUUAUGUAUAUAUUCCAGCACACAAGGAUCGACAAGGAUCUCACUUUGGUUUUGUUCAAAUGGCAGCGGUUUCAGAUGUCAAGACAAGAAGAGGAGAAGAAAAGGAAGUUACAGAGUCUGCAUUUGAUAAGGAAGGUAUACAGUUAGAGAAGGCAAAAGGGGCGCCAAAGUUGGUGCUAGAAUUUUUUCCCAUAGAAGAUGAGACUGCAUGGCUAAAAAAAAGGGGACAACAAGUGGUAUUAUUGGACAAUUCAGAGGGUUGCUUAGAAGAGUUUUUGAAUGCUUGGAGUGAGAGAUGUUUUGUAGAAUUAGGUGGCUUGAUUGGAGAGGUGAUUCUUGUUGACGAAGAUACAAGAAGUAAAUUGUUCCUAUGCGAAGGGAGAGUCUUAAUUCUACAUAAGGAUAAGAGUAAACUCCAUUCUAUCAUAACUCUAAUGGUGAAUGGGAAGGGUUUUCCAAUUAUGGUGAUGAAGCAUGAGUGGCGAGUGGACCCGAAUUGGUGGUUGGCUAGUGAACGAUGGAGUUCGAUGAUCUCAGAAUCUGGUUCAGAAUAUUCUGAUGACAGUUACGGUGAGGCCGAUCUUAAUGCUGAUGGAUGUUUGGGUGAUGAGGGAGUGACAGAUGCCGAGGAUUGCACAGUAAUGGACGAGGAUUCAAAUUGGGUUUUAAGAAGGAAUGCAAAUUUUGAGGAAGGAGAUUCAGUGGAUGUAUUUGAAUCUAGUGGGCUGAAGAAACAUGGGCUGGUUGAGGGGGAAGUUAGUUAGGCCUAAUGGGGUGGGGCUAGAGGCACAGCGAGUUGGAAGAGGAUCUAGAAAUGGGCUGGUAAAGGAUUAGGCUAGUGUUGGCCAGCAAAAACAGCUAUCACCGAGAGGAAAAAAAUGUAAAAGCUUCGAGGAGUAUAUGCAGGGGUAAAAGAAACAGAGAAAUCGAGG
Molecule: messenger RNA, 1191 nt
Organism: Rubroshorea leprosula
Lineage: Eukaryota; Viridiplantae; Streptophyta; Magnoliopsida; Malvales; Dipterocarpaceae
Source: the annotation of a GenBank genome assembly